This is a messenger RNA of Exophiala aquamarina CBS 119918, 225 nucleotides long. RefSeq lists its product as uncharacterized. The coding region runs from base 1 to 225 and encodes 74 amino acids. The transcript is spliced from 2 exons. The record is from RefSeq and is a predicted model, not a curated record. NCBI's taxonomy places the organism in Eukaryota, Fungi, Ascomycota, Eurotiomycetes, Chaetothyriales, Herpotrichiellaceae.
AUGGCUAAUGUGUACUUCAACUUUCAACGACAGGACGAGAAGAAGCUGAUCGAUAUACUGUCGAGCCUACUGAAGCAGUUGUUGCAACUGCGAAAUUCUAUAUAUCAUGAGAACCGGCGAACACGGUCUCCAGCUUAUGAAAUCCUCAAAGAAUUGCAUCCUGUCAUCAGAUCGUAUUCCAAAGUGCUCAUAGUCAUUAAUGCCUUGGACGAGUCCCCACUUUAA